Chiloscyllium plagiosum (whitespotted bambooshark) is the source of this 5749-nucleotide messenger RNA. NCBI's taxonomy places the organism in Eukaryota, Metazoa, Chordata, Chondrichthyes, Orectolobiformes, Hemiscylliidae. The record is from RefSeq and is a predicted model, not a curated record.
GCCUAAAAUAACACCUCGUUAUUCCCUUCCUGAAAUCAUUCGCAGUGCUUUCUUCCAGAGAUGUGACAUGCUCUCCAGCCCCUUAACUUUUCCAUCUCUCUCUCUCCCUCCCACCCCCCCUCUCUCUCUCUCUCUCCCCAACUCUCCCUCUCUCUCUCUCUCUCUGCCUAAUAAUUCGUGUUUCGCUGGUCUGUCUCAAUCCUCCCCCCUAUUUUUCUCUGCCGUUGUUAUUUUCAAUGUUUGUGCAGUGCUGCAGCAGCUGUCAGAGAAGGGAACGCAGAGAGAGCAGAAACCUACAGCAGGGAGAGAGGAGCCGUCCAGAAUGUAAUGUGAUUUCUUGAUUUUCGCUUCCCCUCUGCCACCGACCUGCGGUGCUCCGACACCAUGGACUGCUUGCUGUUUGCCAUCCUUCUGUUGCCUCUGGCUAAUGGCUUCCACCCAGAGUGUAUGAUUAAACGGGAAAUGGAACGUUGCCUGAACAAGUUGAGCGAAGACGAUGAAACUGCGUUUGAUUGUCCUGGGAUGUGGGACAAUAUAACGUGCUGGCCAAACGCGGAUUAUGGGGAUGUGAUCUCUGUCAGCUGUCCGGGAUUCUUCCGAAUCAUUAACUCCGAUGACGUCCUAGGGAUCAUUUACCGAAACUGCACCAGUGAAGGCUGGUCAGAAACCUUCCCCCACUACUACGAUGCCUGUGGAGUUGAUGAAAAUAUCACGGAAAUCGAUGACCAGGAUCUGUACUAUGUGUCUGUGAAGGCUCUCUACACCGUGGGUUACAGCACCUCCCUGGUUUCUCUCGCAAUUGCAAUGAUUAUACUCUGUCGCUUUCGGAAACUGCACUGCACCCGCAACUACAUCCACAUGAACCUGUUUGUCUCCUUCAUCCUCCGGGCGAUAUCGGUCUUCAUCAAAGAUGCGAUCCUGUACUCCGAGGAUGAGGUCACCCACUGCUCCAUCACCACGAUGUACGGGGUGAUGGGGGAGAAUGAACACAGGAGCCGAAAUGAGGCCAUUCGGCCCAUCGAGUCUGCUCUGCCAUUCAAUCCUGGUUGCUGCUGGGAAACAAAUGAACACCGAGCCCUGUGGUGGGUGAUUAAAGGCCCAGUCAUCGCCUCCAUCAUGGUAAAUUUUGUGCUGUUCAUUGGAAUCAUAUUUAUUCUCGUGCAGAAGCUGCAAUCCCCAGACAUCGGAGGGAACGAGUCCAGCAUUUACUUCUGUGUGCAGAAAUGCUACUGUAAGCCCCAGAGAGUUAACCAGCAUGUGUGCAAGAUGUCAGAACUAUCUACCAUUACCCUGAGACUGGCUCGAUCAACACUUCUCUUGAUUCCGCUGUUUGGGAUUCACUACACGGUGUUUGCUUUUUACCCAGAGGAUGUGAACACCAGGGAACGGCUGGUGUUCGAGCUGGGAUUAGGAUCCUUCCAGGGGUUUGUUGUAGCCGUUCUGUAUUGUUUCUUGAAUGGGGAGGUGCAGUCGGAGAUCAAGAGGAAAUGGAGGAGCUGGAAGGUGAACAGGUACUUUGCUGUUGACCUCAAGCAUCGUCACCCAUCCCUGGCCAGCAGUGGGGCCAAUGGUGGGACCCAACUGUCCGUGCUUAGCAAGAGCAGCUCACAAAUCCGGAUGUCCAGUGUCAACGCUGAGAAUUUAGCCACAUGAGCCGCCCUUUAGCUCCACGUGGCAACUCCCCUGCCCAUCACCAACCCCCUCGAAUCCUCUCCCACCCUCCCUCAUCGGCAUCAGAACCUGCGAAAGAAUUCCGUCUCCCAAUGUAUGGACGGGGCGGCCCCUUUAAAAAUGUCUUGUCGGUGAAAGGUGUCACGUUUACUGGUCGUCUUUUCGUCUACGAGAUCCACCCCCCCAUCCCAACCACCACCAUCGUUACUCCCCCAUUCUUCGCCCCUCCACACGGAAUAAAACAGAGGCACUUUGCCCCUUCUCUGAAGACUGCUGUUGGACAUUACGGACUGGGUUGGGAAGGGCCGUCUACUUUGGUACCGCCGCGGCAGACGGUCCCCAGUCUCCACGAGCUAUCACCAACCCCACCGCACGGUGCCCCCUGGUGGAGAACACUCCUCGGCGCGGACCGUGGGGCUUUGACUCGUUUCUCUCCGGGCCUGAGGAGCGGCUCUCCGACUGGUGUGUCCCGUCUGCCUGGGGUCCAGGCCGCUCGCCCCUCCACGUGCUGCUUUUAGCUCUUUGUGCUAUUGAAGUCGUAGAAGAGUGAGGCUGGCUUGUCUUUAUUUUGCUGCUUCUGGCCUCCAAACACAAGGGCGGCCUCCUGAGGAUGAUCCUCACCUCGUACAGUGACUCGUAACCUCGCAUAGUGAUACCCAACCUCAUAGAGCGGACACAUAACCUCAUCGAGUGACCCUAUAGAGAUCUCCCAGCCAUUGAUGGAUGGGGGACACAUAGCCCUAUACAAUCGCAUCUGGCAUUGAUGGUCACAUGUAGCAUUAUACAAGGAUAUAUGGCCUUAUACGUUGGCAUUGUCCUUUAUGGCAAGACCUACAAGGGAAGAUAUUUAAUGAUGUUUACCCCUUUAGCAUGACACCUCACCCUAUGUGUGACAUAUGGUGACACAUAGCCCUACGUGGUGUGAUACGUCGGGCCAGAUUUUAAUGACCUGUAUUGGGAAGUGGCUUGAGUCAGUCAGACCGGCCUCGCUUUUAAACAUCGACUCGCACACGAAUUUUGUUCUGGGGUCAUGUGGCAGGAGAUGGUCCACGCCCCUCUUCCUCCCCAUCACCCCAGAAUCCGGUCCGAGGUACCUUCAGAGAGUUGGUGACCUGGCCUAGUUAGAAGGCUCACCUUGGUUCCUCAGGGAACUUUGUCCCAUCUGUAACACAUGCAGGCAAGGUUCCUUGACCCUCGCCCCCUCACCACCUUCCACCGCCAACUCAACGCUCCCUCAUCCACUCCCCACUCUCUGUGCCAAAUCAAUGCCAGCUCCUGCCCAUCCACCCAGCAGGAAGCAUGGUCCUACACAGUGACGUGCUGAGAGAGGAAUUAAAAACACAUUCCAUCACAAAUCAUUUGUUAAGGAAGAAAAUGUCCGUUGUCAAGUCCAAAACUCUGUCCAUUCGCAUGUGAAAACAGGCACGCCCAGUACCCCUGCUCGUAUUGCCAGGGUCAGAAGUCAAAUGACACCAGGUUCAAUAGGUUCAUUUGCCAGUGACAUCGCUCCAUCCCAUUUGAUCACAUGUAUUGUGCUCAAUCGAGCGCCACCAUGUUUUUUACUGGCAGAACGUUGACAAAGGGUGCAUGCACUGAAUUUUCCGGGAGCUUUCGGGGAUGCCCAGGGACAUGAAGAAAAGAAAUCUGCUUUUCCUCCAGCUUAUAUCCUGCCUUAUCAAGCAUGGGGUGAGAGCCCAAACCAUUCAAGGUAUUGACCCAGCAACAAAUCUGUUCCGGCAAAUACUAUGCCUUGGUGACUUUGCUUGAUUGUCGUCUUCAAGCGAUCAUAGUAAGUUGUUCUUUCUGUGGUCUCUUUUGUCAAUGUCUCACAGUUUAUUGGUUCUGAAUUAAGACCAGUGAAAUGUUUAAAGCCUCCCUUAUUGAUAUUCUAAUGGUCUAUCUGAUUAACCUUUGUGCAGGAUCGUAGGAUCAGCAGGUGUGUUUUCACAAAGUAUGUUUCGGAUUUUUCUUUCUCUCUCAGCUGUUCAAUUCUCUCAAUGUUGUUAUUUUCUGGUUCAUUUGUCAAGGACAGUGUGGAUACUGGGUGGAUAAGCAUGUACAAGUGACUGAGUUGAUGUGAUGCGUAUAAAUAGUUGUGGGGUGGAACUGUGGGGAAGGGGGUGCUCGAACCUUUCCAAAUCCCCCUCGACGGGUGGUUCACGACUCCUCUGGGUGGGAUGAGGGUAAUGAACCACAAAGUCAGAACCGAGCCCGAUUCUGUCAAAGGGGAGGUGGGGAUGAGAGUUUGCCAAAAGAUGCCUACCUCAGCAACAUACAAGGGCACAGCCUCACUCUCUACUCCCAAGGGAUUUGCGGGCAGGCUGGGGGAUGGAGGCAGGAAUGUUGCUAUCCGGUCUCUGUCUGCCACCCGCUCAGGUCUUCAGAGGCUAUGGAGUCAAUCCCAACUCACUGGAAAUCCGUCUGGUAACCUCAUCGAGUAUCUUUUACCUGGAGCAGGUGGAAGAGGAAACUUCUCAGUUUCUGUACGUUGGAUGUGUUGCUGGUAUUUCUUGUGAUCUUGGCUACAACCAUCACUUUGAAACAAAAUGGCCGCCAUCCAUGAGCGGCCUAAUGAUUGGAAUCUAACGUUUAUCUUCAUUCAAGGCUGUUCAUUUGUCCAGAUUAUUACUUCUGUUUCACAACUGAAGGGGUGAACACUGUUCCUGCAGUCUCUCAUUGUUGAUGGCUGAAAGGGGGAGAAUGAAAGAAAACUUGGAACAGUAUGAGAAAUGUUAAUUUCUAUGAACUGAAGCAAAAGCACUCCUCACUGCAUCAUUUGUUACUACACCUACAGACAGACUUGAGGGUCGACUUUCCAGGACCUCUACACUCACAUGGAGAAUAUUGCCAACAAAUCAACUGGGACUGAUGAAAGUUCUUGACAAAUGUUGACCACAGUCGAGAUACGUAGUGUAAAUGUCAGGUAACUGGUUCCUGUCUGAAACCUUGUCUGAAGUCAGUCAUCAUGACAAGCCCUGAGCAGCCCAAGGUCUAAGGGUUUGGCCAAAUUUGACCAAGAGGUAAUUUUCUUUCUAGAUUUCAUUGGGGCAAAUAUAAUGGAAGUCCUACAAUCUCCUUCCUUUCAUGCCCUCUAUCUCAAACAGUACAUGUUGAAGAUUCUGAACUGAGUCUUUAUUCGGUAGAGGUGAUAUAGAGCAUGCUUGAUUUUAGCUCAGAAGUGUAUGAGGACCACAGUGUGCGUUCCUGGACCUCUGAAGGAUGGUUAUACAAUGAAAACUGUAAAAACAAAACAAAACACAGGGAAAAAGUUCCCUUCUCCAUGUCGUUGGUUGUUAUAUUCUGGGACAUGUUACUAUGUGUGAUAUAAAUGCAAUGAUGUUGGCUGUUGUGAAGUGGAGUUUGUUUUUGAACUAGACACAGUGUUAAUCUUUGUUGCCACACUGACCACUUCUCAUGAGUGAUGUGGUGAGGUUUGAGCAUCUUUCCAUCGGGUAACCCAUUGUGUCCGGUCACCACGAGGCAGGAAGGUGCUUCCUGCUGGGAGCAGAGGUGGCGUUUUGUCAGUGGGAAGGACUUUCCGAGGGAGGGGUGGGGAUGAUAUUGCAGGUACAUUAUGGGUUGCACUGUAUUCAUUAUUGGGAUGUGAAUGUCAAGGCCACCAUCUAUGACCCAUCCUUAAUGGAUUUGAGAGGGCACUGAGGGGAGCUGCCCUCUUUUGCACAACUGAGUGGCUUUCCCAGACUGUAGACGGUUGGUCAGGAGUUACAUACACCGCCCAGAACAGUAUAGGUGACAGGUUUCCUUUCUUAAGAGAAUGUGAGGGAGCCAGAUGGGAUUUUACAGCAGAUUUUACUAUUUUGAGACCAGCUUUUCUCUUCUAGGUUUAUUUAUGUAACUGAAGUCACAUUUCCUCAGCUGCCGUAGAACAGAAAUGAAGGGAGCCAUUUGACCCAGAUGGACUCACAGAACCAUACAGCACGGAAACAGACCCUUCGGUCCAUCUUGUCCAAGCUGACUAACCUUCCUGAACUAGGCUAGUCCUAUUUGCUUGCAUUUGGCCCAAAUUACUCUAAACACUUCCUGUUCUUGUAUCUGUCCAAAUGUCUUUUAAAUGCUG